AAAGCCGCCGCAUAUGAUUCUCCAACUGCCGAACCAACAAUCUAAUCUCUCCCGGCCAAGCUUGAUCAAGACUUAGCAACGUGCAUCUUAGCACACUGCUGUUGCGCUGGAGACCGCCAACUUUUGGCCAACGGCCAAUCUGUUCCUGAGCUGGCCGUCGUCAACGUCGCAAGAUCACCGCUGUUGAGCAAUACCAAUUGCGAUUACCCCUGCCAUUUAUUUGGCAGCCAACAUGGGACUUGAGAUUUCGCACAAUUCGUUGCAAGAAACAUGUUUUAUUCUGGCUAUUGUCGGCGUGGUGCUGGCGAUUACAGCUACUGCUCUCCGGUUUGUAGCUGUGCGCCGAAGCAAUCGCAAGCCUAGCUGGGAGGACUGGUUCGCCGUUUUAGCUACUUUCUUCUUCAUCUUAUAUGUGAUCCCACUUCUAUAUCUCUUGUCUGUGAUGAACGGCAAAGAUACCUGGUCAAAAGCCGAGGUGGUCAAAAUUAAAAAGGCCGGAUACUCCAUGGGCCCUCAAUUCUGCAUGCAACAAUUAUUUGCGAAACUCAGCAUUCUAUUCCUAUACCACCGACUAUUCCACGUCAAUGAAAGGUUCCUUUACUGUGUUUGGUUUCUCGGCGCAGUGCAGGUAGCUUGGUCUAUUGCGACUUACCUGGUGCACUGGCUCGAAUGCAUGCCGCCACAAAGGCUCUGGAACCCAGAACUGCCAGGGACGUGCAUCAAUAGCCCGGCUUUUCUUGCUGCGGGAGAGACACCCAAUUCCCUUGUGGAUUUUGCUCUUAUCGGGCUUGCCAUUUGGAUGGUUCAAUCGUUGAGGGUGAAGACAUUAGUGAAGGCGAAAUUGUUUGUAAUCUUCAUUGUCGGUGGGUUAGCCGGUGUUCUCGGUUUCGUCAAGAUCGGCUACGGGUUUGGUGCGACAAGUAAAUCCAAAGUUGAAGUCCUCGAUCCUAUCUGGGCUACGGUUCAACAAACAUGCAGCGUGAUAUGUUGCUGUGCACCAUUCUACAAAAACCUGAUCCCCGAAAUUAAACUUUUCUCAUUUAUCCAGUCACUUACAAGUUCAAUGUUCUCGAGGAGUAGGAGUUCGAAAUCCGGAACCAAUCAACAAGAUAAAGUGGACACAUUUCCAAAUUCAAUCAGCAGAGGGCGGCAGCGUCCGAAUAAUGAAUGGCUUGAACUGGAUGGGAAUAGUUCCCGAAAGGGAUCACUUCCUCCAGUCUAGUUAUUGUCCGAUUUUGAUUCCCAUUUCUGUUUCUGAGAGUCAGUUGAUACGAUAGGAGUCUAAGGGUUUGUUUUCGGGGAUAUGUUUUCAUAGGUCACGAUUAGGAUUCAUACGAGUCAUACGAAUAAUAUUAUGUACAAUUA
Talaromyces proteolyticus is the source of this 1365-nucleotide messenger RNA. RefSeq lists its product as uncharacterized. Lineage: Eukaryota; Fungi; Ascomycota; Eurotiomycetes; Eurotiales; Trichocomaceae. The transcript is spliced from 4 exons. The record is from RefSeq and is a predicted model, not a curated record. Bases 233 to 1222 code for a protein of 329 amino acids.